AUGAUCUAUCUGAUAUUGCUAGUUUUCUUAAGCUAUUUUCAUGGAAAAUCAGCCCUUUGCCCUCCUUCAUCGAUCGCUGUUCCAUCUCAAAACCUCUGCGUCGCUUUGUUAAAAAAAACCACUGUUGAAGGCAAAAACAUUAAUGUCGCUUGGGUAGGAAUUAUCUCAAACCCGGUGACUGGAAAGGAUUUGUUUUUGAAUGGAACUGAUGCCACCAACGAUUUGCCUCUUCCGCUCUUUUGGGUGAACACGAAAAAUGCGACCGCUUAUUCUGACGCGUGGGAAAGUUGUUGGUUUAGCUUGCCGAAUUCCACCGAUUGCGAAAACAUUGUCAAACAGACAAAAUGCUACGUUAAACCAAUUCAAAAAUACUCAACCAAUCCGAGAGCUGACCACGAUCUCUUCCUCCAAUUCAUCAAAAUACAGCUUGAUAUGACGCCAAUGUGGAAAAAUGACCCAUCAUGUGUCCAACUCGUAAACCGUACUUUUUUCAAAGGAUAUAAGCCAAAGUUUAACAAGAAUGAGCCCUCGAUUGCUCUCAUUAUGAACGUUAAUAGUGGAGCGGAAAAUCCCGAUCUUUACCUCACACUGACCAGUCACAAAUUUCCAGCUGUUUGUCAAAUAAACUCUAAA
Messenger RNA from Mesorhabditis belari, 633 nucleotides. NCBI's taxonomy places the organism in Eukaryota, Metazoa, Nematoda, Chromadorea, Rhabditida, Rhabditidae. The record is from the annotation of a GenBank genome assembly.